Messenger RNA from Lemur catta (Ring-tailed lemur), 1878 nucleotides. It is a transcript of the gene UBQLNL, whose product is annotated as ubiquilin like. The record is from RefSeq and is a predicted model, not a curated record. NCBI's taxonomy places the organism in Eukaryota, Metazoa, Chordata, Mammalia, Primates, Lemuridae. Gene Ontology annotation, biological process: ubiquitin-dependent protein catabolic process. The transcript has a single exon. Gene Ontology annotation, molecular function: polyubiquitin modification-dependent protein binding. Gene Ontology annotation, cellular component: cytosol.
AUGCCUCAUGUCGUCUCUCAAACACCUAGGAUGCCCCAGAGUGGGCAUCCUUCAGGUCUGCCUACAGACAGGAAUAUCUCUUUGAGUGUCAAUCGAGUGAUAGUGAAGACACCAGGCAGCCAGAAAGACUUUAUGAUAGCUGAUGACACCUCAGUGAGGCAGUUCAAGGAGAAGCUAUCGGCUCACUUCCAGUGUCAAACGGACCAACUAGUGCUGGUCUUCAUGGGCCGCCUUCUCAAAGACCAUGACACGCUGAGCCAGAGGGGCAUCAUGGAUGGCCACACCAUCCACCUGGUCAUCAAGUCCAAACAUGGCUCCAGAUCCCUAGCCCAUUCCUCCUCAAACCUGCCAACCAAUGAGCCCUUCCACGACCGGGACAGAAACACCAAAGGAAACAGCAGUGGGGUGCACCAACCUGCUGGCGUGAAUCAAGCUCCAGUGGAAUCAGCUCACUUUGUGGGGUCUGAUGCACCCAAGGUGCAUACCCAGAACCUGGAAGUGAGCAGUCCAGAGCACAUAGCACAGAUGCUGGAGAAUCCUAGCAUCCGGAGGCUUCUGUCCAACACAGAGUUGUUGCAGCAGUUCAUCUCAGAAUACCCAGACAUACAACAAUUGAUGCAGCAGAACCCAGAAGUCUCCCACCUCCUUAACAAUUCAGAGAUCCUGUUGCAGACCAUGGAGCUGGCCAGGAACCUUGCCAUGAUCCAAGAGAUAAUGUAGAUCCAGCAACCUGCACAGAACCAUGAGCAUCCACCGAACUCACAGCCAUACCUGGGCUUAGAGACAAUGCCAGGUGGGAACAAUACCCUGAAUCGGAGCUGUGCUGAUUUCAAUGAUCAGCUGCUCAACAGAAUGCAAGAUCCUUUUGAAAGAAACCCUUUCGUAGCUCUUCUGGCAGGACAAGUGCUGGAUCAAUUCAAGUCCUCAACCCCAUCUCCAUCACCGUCCCAGGAACGGUGGGACCAGCUCCCACAGCUCCCUACAGCCCGAGUCAUCUAUACGAGUUUGUGCAGUUUUUCUUCAAUCACCUCAGCCAAUGGAACCUCCGACAGGGUCAACCAUAAUUCCAGGGCCAAUACUGCCACUAUUUCCACCAAGGGACAGAAUCACAUCUGUGCCUUUCAUCAGCCAUCUGGGAUACCAGCCUUACCUAGCGUAGAGCUCAGCCAGCAGCCCCAGGAUGAAGACAAGGAUGCCACUAUCUCUUUAAGUAGCUCUGAACAGAGAUUCAAGGAUGAUAUCCAGCUGUUGGAUGAGCAGACCAACUCCCAGAUCACAGGAGGCAUGAUGCAGUUGCUUAUGAACAACCCCUACCUGGCAGCUCAGAUGAUGUUGUUCGUGAGUAUGCCCCAGCUGAGUGAACAGUGGCAGCAGGAGUUGCCCACAAGCCUGCAGCAGAUACAGCUUUCUGAUCUGCUUAUAGCCUUAGCAAACCCUAAAGCAUCACAAGCAAUAUUGCAGAUUGAGCAGGGUCACUAGCUGUUGGCCACAGAAGCUCCUAUUCUUCUGCCCUGGGUUACACCCUACCUAGGGGGCCUGGGUUGGCUUCCUGCUCCCAGCUGCAGCUCCCCUGACCCAGUGCCCUUGCCCUGGAAUGCUCCAGUUAUAACUGAAUCCAAAGGGCCUGAGCGCUGCUGUAAGUCGGGGGCAGUCCUACAGAGACUACAGUCUCUGGAUGGGGAUCCUUCCCACAUUCUACAAGCCCCUGAGAUUCAUUUCAGCAAGCAGAUGGAAUCCCUUCAGGCCAUGGGAUUCCAGAACCACCAUGCUAAUCUACAGGCACUUAUUGCUACUGAGGGGGACACCAGUGCUGCUAUCCAUAAGCUGAAGAGGUCCCAGGGAUUCUAACUACCAUGCCUAACUGUUUGCUUGCUACCU